Molecule: messenger RNA, 2412 nt
Organism: Phoenix dactylifera (date palm)
Lineage: Eukaryota; Viridiplantae; Streptophyta; Magnoliopsida; Arecales; Arecaceae
Product: histone deacetylase 1
Biological process (GO): epigenetic regulation of gene expression
Cellular component (GO): nucleus
Molecular function (GO): histone deacetylase activity
Source: RefSeq, a predicted model, not a curated record
CACCGCCCGUCUACUGCAGCCAACCUAGAGUCGUGAAUCGUGAUUCCAGAGAUCACAAGUCUCGUCCCUUCUGUGCCUUUUAUCACCGAGGCUAGUCUCAAAGUUCAUCCUGAGUUUGCCCGGGAGUGGCACCUAGACCUUUCAUCCUAUCUCCAUGCGUGCGCGACUGGAUGAGCGGAGCCGAUAAAAAUCCACUCACUUGGCAGCGGCGCAGAAGCCCCGACAACCGGUCUCUUCUGUAGGAAAGAAAGAAAACCGCCUGACCCUGCUCUCACAUAAAUCCCCCGACAAUCCAACUCCCAACUCUUCUCUCUUCAUCAGAGCGAGCGUCCAAAGCCGAAUUCUCUGCUCAGCUUCGCCCUCCCGUUGUCGUAAAUACGCUCUACCUCUUUCUCCUCGAAGACGUCGAUCGCCGACUUCUUCUUUAUCCCGAGCAAGCCCGAUUAGGGUUUCCGGAAAGAGAGAAGGGAAGAUCGAGUUCCCGCUUCAGAGAGGCAGGGAAAAGGGUUCGUUGCAUGCUUCUUCGAUUGGGGUUUCCAGAGAGGGAGAGAGAGAGCAAUAGGCUCGGCGGCAGCGGGGCGGCGGGGGCGGGGGCGGCGGUGAUAUGGAGACGGGGGGCAACUCGUUGCCGUCGGUGGGGACGGAUGGAACGAAGCGAAAGGUGUGCUACUUCUACGAUACGGAGGUGGGGAACUACUACUACGGCCAGGGCCACCCGAUGAAGCCCCACCGGAUCCGGAUGACCCACUCCCUCCUUGCCCACUACGGCCUCCUCCACCACUUGCAGGUCCUCAAGCCCCUACCCGCUCGCGAGCGCGACCUCUGCCGCUUCCACGCCGACGACUAUAUCGGCUUUCUGAGGUCGAUCACGCCGGAGACGCAGCAGGACCAGAUCCGCGCCCUCAAGCGCUUCAACGUCGGCGAGGACUGCCCCGUCUUCGACGGCCUCUAUAGCUUCUGUCAGACCUACGCCGGUGGCUCUGUCGGCGGCGCCAUCAAGCUCAACCAUGGGCAUGAUAUCGCCAUCAACUGGGCGGGCGGACUCCACCAUGCCAAGAAGUGCGAGGCCUCCGGGUUCUGCUAUGUCAACGACAUCGUCCUUGCCAUCCUCGAGCUCCUCAAGAGGCAUGAGCGUGUACUGUAUGUGGACAUUGAUAUCCACCAUGGAGAUGGUGUCGAGGAGGCUUUCUAUACAACGGACAGAGUAAUGACUGUUUCAUUUCAUAAAUUUGGGGAUUACUUCCCUGGAACUGGAGAUAUACAUGACAUUGGCUAUGCAAAAGGAAAAUAUUACUCUCUAAAUAUUCCAUUAGAUGAUGGAAUUGAUGAUGAAAGCUAUCAAUCUCUAUUCAAACCAAUAGUGGGAAAAGUGAUGGAAGUUUUCCGGCCUGGUGCCGUGGUGCUUCAAUGUGGUGCUGAUUCUUUAUCUGGAGAUCGCUUGGGCUGUUUUAACCUUUCCAUCAGAGGUCAUGCGGAGUGUGUGAGAUUUAUGAGAUCUUUCAAUGUGCCAUUGUUGCUGCUGGGUGGUGGUGGAUACACCAUUCGGAAUGUUGCACGCUGUUGGUGCUAUGAGACAGGUGUUGCACUCGGUGUAGAGAUUGAUGACAAGAUGCCUCAAAAUGAAUAUUAUGAGUAUUUUGGUCCCGACUAUACUCUUCAUGUUGCACCAAGUAAUAUGGAGAAUAAGAAUACACGCCAGCAAUUGGAGGAAAUAAGAGCAAAACUUUUAGAUAAUCUUUCAAAGCUCCGGCAUGCUCCUAGCGUCCAAUUUCAGGAACGACCACCUGAUACGGAGUUUCCAGAGCCAGAUGAAGACUUGGAGGAUCCAGAUGCAAGACAUGAUCCUGAUUCUGAUAUGGAAAUGGAUGAUCCCAAGCAACUAGAUGAGUCAUCUCGUAUUCAGAACAUAAAAAUCAAGAGGGAGAACAUUGAAAACGAGUUAAAAGAUCAGGAACCUCACAAAGUUGCUGCAGACCUUGCCAAAGCUGUGGAGCCUAUGGCCGAGGAGAUCUCAUCCUUGAAGGCUUCAGAGAUUGGCCCCAUGGCUAUAGAUGAGCCAAGCAGUAUAAAGGCUGAACAGGAUAACACGAACAAGUUGUCUGCUGUACCUCUUAUGAUGUACCCAAAAUCCUAAGUACACAUAAGGUCGCCGAGUAGUUGAUGUAUAAGGGGAUGAUUUCUGUGCAUAGCUGUGAAAGGUUUCCUGCCAUUUCAUUUUUUUUAUGCUCCUAUAUUUAUGAUCAAACAUGUUAGAAUCACCAUCUUGAGAAUCUUGUCAUAAAUUAAACUAUAAACAGGGUCUUGUGCUAGAGUUGCCAUGAUGACAUACUGAAACAAAUACACGGGCUCUCUCAGUUGUACAGCCAAUUGAAUGAUCAUUUAACUCUAGAAAUCACUUGGAACUUUUCGUCA